AUGGGCGCCACACAAUCGAGCGACCUGAACGUGCAAGCCCAGCGCUCAAGACCACAUAACAACCAAGCAGCUGUGGCUGCACUGCUCUUGCACCAUCACCAGCUUGCGCUACAGCAAACGCCAUCAACAUCUGACCGCCCUGCUAAAUGUCCAGUGCCCCACGGGCCGCGGGGUGCUAUGGCACGAUCCCUGGCUUCCGAUCAUGAAGCGCAGCUGAAUCCACUAAACAAAAUGCCUACGCUGUCACAGAAGCGUGCUCCAGAGCAGAAAAUGGAGCUUUCACGCGAGCGUACGGUGUCUUCGAUCCCACGAGCAAAGUCUUCCGCGGCGCCGGGGGACUCGCCGUACGGUGCACCGCAAUGUCCAAUUCCGCAUGAUCAGCGCACUAGGCACGAAAAAGAAGCGAGCUGUCCUGUCACGCACGACAAAAAGAGUCUCGACGACGGCGGCAUCAACAAUGACAGCGAGACACCUGGUUUCUGGGAAUAUCCAUCGCCGCAACAAUUUUAUAAUGCGCUUGUGCGCAAAGGAUGGGAGACACCAGAAGAACACGUGGAAAUGAUGGUGCUGAUUCACAAUUUCUUGAACGAGCGUGCAUGGAAAGAAAUUAUCGAUUGGGAGACUCUGGCAGGCAGUGAUGUAUCACAACUACAGCUUGCGCGAUUCCAGGGUCGCCCUGGCACGCUAAGUCCAAGAGCAAGGAUGUUUAUGUGGCUUGCAUGGGCCUUUCCCAACAAGUUUAGCUCUGAGCCGCCAUUUGACCGACACGAUUGGAUUGUGCGACGUGGUCCAACGGAAGCGCAUCCUGAGGGAGAGGAAAUUCGGUACAUCAUUGACUACUACUCGAACGAAGAUGAGGAUGCCCAUUCGGAUGAGAAUGAGGCGAGCUUCAAUCUAGAUGUUCGGCCUGCUAUAUCAAAUCUAUCGACGAUCCAGAUGCGCUGGAAGAAGCUUCUUCAAGAGUAUGAAUCUGGCGAGCUUUUCGAACCAUUCCGCAGUGAUUCUUCUUCCGCACAGCCACGAACGUCGGUGCCUGUGCCCGAGCAACAUCGUUCUGCUUCGUCGCCGUAA
This is a messenger RNA of Malassezia globosa CBS 7966, 1071 nucleotides long. RefSeq lists its product as uncharacterized. The record is from RefSeq and is a predicted model, not a curated record. Gene Ontology annotation, biological process: cytochrome c-heme linkage. Gene Ontology annotation, molecular function: holocytochrome-c synthase activity. The transcript has a single exon. Bases 1 to 1071 code for a protein of 356 amino acids. Lineage: Eukaryota; Fungi; Basidiomycota; Malasseziomycetes; Malasseziales; Malasseziaceae. Gene Ontology annotation, cellular component: mitochondrion.